Messenger RNA from Hibiscus syriacus, 1096 nucleotides. Its product is annotated as myb-related protein P-like. The transcript is spliced from 3 exons. The record is from RefSeq and is a predicted model, not a curated record. Bases 36 to 1028 code for a protein of 330 amino acids. NCBI's taxonomy places the organism in Eukaryota, Viridiplantae, Streptophyta, Magnoliopsida, Malvales, Malvaceae.
UUACUUUCGGUCGUUUUGUAUCACUCUUCCUGGACAUGGGGAGGGCGCCUUGCUGUGAAAAGGUAGGGCUGAAGAGAGGGAGGUGGACGGCGGAAGAGGAUGAGCUAUUGACGAAGUAUAUUCAAGCUAAUGGUGAAGGCUCUUGGAGAUCAUUGCCCAAGAAUGCAGGGUUACUGAGGUGUGGGAAGAGUUGCAGACUACGCUGGAUUAACUACUUGAGAGCCGACUUGAAAAGAGGAAACUUUACUGCCCAGGAGGAACAACUCAUCCUUAAUUUGCAUGCUUCUUUGGGAAAUAGGUGGUCUUUAAUCGCCAGUCACCUACCAGGAAGAACAGACAACGAGAUAAAGAACUACUGGAACUCUCAUUUGAGUAGAAAAAUCCACAGCUUUCGAAGGCCAUUUACCCCCACCAUGCCCCCCGUCGUCAUGGAUAUUAACAAGGCCGUCAUCGCGAAGCGUAAAGGAGGAAGAAACAGUAAGGCCUCAACGAAGAGACACAACAAUACCGAUGCCGGAAGUUCUUCAAACAAACCUACAGAAAACCCUCGUGUCUAUGAAACGGUGCCGUUUCCAUCCACCCCAAUAUUAGAAAAAGAAACUUUGUCAUUUACUGCCAUGGAAGAUAAGGAGAGAGGUAGUGAGGAAGGAACCACCAUGGAGAAUUCAAUGCUGUGCCCUAGUGGUAUUUUAGCACCACUUGAGAGUAUCGAAAGCAACGGGAUGCCUUGGUUUGAUGAUAUAACGAACACUGAAUUGCUACAACCACAUGGGGAUUUGGAUUUAAGUGAAAUGGCAGCUAAUAAUAAUAAUGAUAGUGGGGACAUGAACUCAUCUUGCUCGAUAACAUCAUGCUUUGUGGAUGAUUGGGAGUGGGAACGUGUUGUUAAUGGGAACGAGCCAUGGGAUGAGAAGGAAUUCAUGUGUUCUUGGCUAUGGGAAUCGAAUGAUCAUAAUGUCAAAGGAGAUAGACAUAAAUUGAACGAUGAUAAUGAUGACUUUGAGACUUAUACUUGGCUUUUCACUUAAUGCUCUCUCUCUCUCUCUCCUGGUGUAGUUGUCCCAUUUUGUUUCUUCUUCAUGGAUUGUGUUGGAUU